Paraphaeosphaeria sporulosa is the source of this 472-nucleotide messenger RNA. RefSeq lists its product as uncharacterized. The record is from RefSeq and is a predicted model, not a curated record. Bases 129 to 392 code for a protein of 87 amino acids. The transcript has a single exon. Lineage: Eukaryota; Fungi; Ascomycota; Dothideomycetes; Pleosporales; Didymosphaeriaceae.
GCAAGAGUUUCGAUUAGACCCGCUUCUUCACUUCACACACACUCAUCUUCCCGGCGUUGUCGAGCAUCACAGGCGUUCUAUAUCACCAAACAAGCAUCUCAGCAUCGGUGGACUCCAACACAACAAAAAUGGGUCCAAAUUACUUCUCAUGCCGCUAUCAUUGCACUAGAUUCACGUUGAAGGGACUGCACGAAGAACGUGGAACGGGGGCUGCACGGCGUGUCAUCUCGGCUCUUUUGACGGCGGGCGUUUUUCGAACAAUGGCGUUUCUCCUCUUGUCUUUCGUUUGUCGCCACACCCAAGAGCUGGACGUGUGGGCGUCGACAUUCACUUUACCCUUCUACUUUGAUACCACAAAUUUCCAUACACUCAAUUUCCCCGCCUGUCCAUAGCUAUGUACAUAGCGCUCCGCCUCCGGCGUAGAGCCGGGCAGAUGACGGGCUCAGUGGUCUUGGAUGACCUCCAUGUAUCC